Messenger RNA from Olea europaea var. sylvestris, 1287 nucleotides. Its product is annotated as ent-copalyl diphosphate synthase, chloroplastic-like. The coding region runs from base 1 to 1287 and encodes 428 amino acids. Lineage: Eukaryota; Viridiplantae; Streptophyta; Magnoliopsida; Lamiales; Oleaceae. Gene Ontology annotation, biological process: gibberellin biosynthetic process. The record is from RefSeq and is a predicted model, not a curated record. Gene Ontology annotation, cellular component: chloroplast. Gene Ontology annotation, molecular function: magnesium ion binding; terpene synthase activity. The transcript has 9 exons.
AUGAUUACAGAUAGAGUUAUUAAUCCAUCACAAGUAUGCGAAAAAGAUGUCUUCGAAGAGGAAGCCUGUAAGGCAAAUGUGAUACAAGAUCAAAUUGAAUACAUUAGAGAAAUGUUGGGUACCAUAGGAGAAGGUCGUACAAAUGUGUCGCCUUAUGAAACAGCAUGGGUUGCUCUUGUUCCAGCUCUUAAUGGAGAUGAUAUGCCCCAGUUUCCCGACAGUCUUCAAUGGAUUGCAGAUCAUCAACUUCCUGAUGCAUGUGUAGUCGCACUGAGAACUUGGAACAUUCAUCACAGCAAGAGUGAAAAAGGAAUAACAUUUAUCAAGGAAAACAUACAAAAACUUCAAGAUGAAAAUGAGGAUCAUAUGCCUUGUGGAUUUGAAGUCGUAUUUCCGGCGCUUCUACAAAAAGCCCAAAACUUGGGCAUUGACAACAUUCCUUAUGAUGUUCCUAUCUUAAAGGAGAUUUAUGCAGCAAGAGAUAGAAAGUUGAAAAGGAUACCAAAGGACCUUGUGCACAAUGUACCAACAUCUCUACUGUAUAGUCUGGAAGGAUUAAAAGAUUUGGACUGGGAAAAACUCUUGAAGUUGCAAACGCCAUUAGGGUCCUUCUUAACAUCUCCAGCCUCAACUGCAUUUGCACUUAUGCAGACUAAAGAUGAAAAAUGCUUCAGAUAUUUGGACGAUAUCGUUAAGGAAUUUCAAGGAGGAGCGCCUGCUGCGUACCCAUCUGAUUUGUUUGCAAGGCUCUGGGCCAUUGAUCGAGUACAACGGCUAGGAAUUUCCCGCUUCUUCACGACUCAGAUUAAGGAUUGUUUAGAUCAUGUCUACAGGUAUUGGUCAGAAGAUGGAAUCUUUGGUGGAAGGUUGGCAAGAUUUUCUGAUGUUGAUGUCACAUCCAUGGGAUUUAGGUUUCUAAGAUUGCAUGGAUACAACGUUACACUUGAUGUGUUGAAUCAGUUCAAGAACAACGACAAAUUUUCUUGUUUUGUCUAUCAAAUGAUUGAGUCAACAACCCCAAUAUACAAUCUCUAUAGAGCCUCACAAGUUCAAUUUCACGGAGAAAAAAUUUUAGAAGAAGCUAAGGAAUUCUCUUAUAGUUUUUUACAAGAAAGACUAGCAUCCGAUAAAUUUCUAGAUAAAUGGGUAAUAUCGAAGCACAUUCAUGACGAGAUAAGGAAAGGAUUGGAAAUGCCGUGGUAUGCCAGCCUACCUAGUGCGGAGGCUAAAUAUUAUAUAGAGCAUUAUGGUGGUGAGGAUGAUGUAUGGAUUAGCAAGACAUUUUAG